Funneliformis caledonium is the source of this 1428-nucleotide messenger RNA. NCBI's taxonomy places the organism in Eukaryota, Fungi, Glomeromycota, Glomeromycetes, Glomerales, Glomeraceae. The record is from the annotation of a GenBank genome assembly.
AUGGCAACAUAUGAAAGAAUCGAAAUAGAAUUAGAGAAGGCAAGAGGAGAUUAUGAGAAGGCGGAGAAGAAUUUGCAGACGUUUGAAGAAGGAGAAGACGAUGGGAAAUGGCUAAAGGAGUUGAGGAAUAAAGUGAGAAGAAGCAACAUUAGUGAAGAGGAGAAGAGGCAGCUGGUAAGACUGGAGGAAGAAAAAGAAAAGUUGGAAACGACAAAGAUGAAGUGGGAUGACCAGGUGAUAAAACUGCAAGCUAAGUUAGUUGAAUUCAAUAAUGAAAAAGAACAGGAUAAGGACCGACGCUCAGUAAAUCUGAAUAAAUUUUGGAAAAAUUUAAAGGAUGCGAAGAUUACUGUACCCGGAAAUUUUCUCCAGCUCCCCGGGAACACACAUUUUUUAGGAGAACCAUUAGAACCAACCACCAUAUACAUCCGUAGAUGCUAUCGAGACCUAGCCGAUAUUGCUUUUAAUAGGGAAAUACAAAGAUUGCGUAUCACCGGAAAUCCCGGUAUUGGAAAAACAUUGUUCGGCUAUUAUUUGCUUUAUCUACUUGCAAUAGAAAAGAAAACGAUUUUAUACGACAACAAUGCUACGGAUGAUUGGAUUGUUUUUGACAAAGAAGAAGUCUUUUAUAUUGACGACAAAUCCGUUAUUAAACAAUACCAAAGUAACCCCGAAGUUUGGUAUAUCGUGGAUGGCAAAGAACCAAAGAGAGUUAAUGCAAAAACAAUUCUUGUCUGUUCGCCCAGGAAAGAUCAUUAUAGAAACUUUGAUAAGUAUAUUGGGACGACGAUACGGUAUAUGCCUGUUUGGACAUGGGAAGAAAUCAAUAUAUGUAGGAAUAAGAUCUUCAAUAAUCUUAAGGAAAGUAUGGUUGAAGAAUUAUUUUAUCAAUGGGGAGGAAUCCCUCGGUUCGUCUUAGAGAAGGUUUAUGAUAAAUCUCAGCAAAAGUCGCUCCAAAAUGCAAUUGACACAUGCGAUGAAAGAUUAUUGAAUUAUAUUGGCGAAAGUGAUCAUGUAAGUGACAUGAGUCACAAGCUCCUUCAUAUAUAUACUAAUGCCCCUAUCGAAGAUAUCGAAGACGAAAACGUUGAAAGCGGUGAAGAUGUCGAAGACGAUGAGAAAAUUGAAGAGUCGAUAGAUGCAAUUGUUGCACCUGAUAAACUUUUUCAAAUAACUAUUGCUAAGAAUCAUCCCAUUAAGUUAAAUGGUUUGAAAAAACUUAUCGACAAAUUAGGUGGCAAGUCGGGGAUUGGUGACAUUUACUUUUAUUUUGUCCUGCCAAAGAAUUUGUACAUGAAUUACCGAACACAACCCUUUCAUACCUCCAAAAAAUCUGUUGUCAAGGCUAAACCACAUUGGGUAAAAGAUCGAGUCAAGCAGUAUGCCUUGGAAAUUGAUUUAAGCUCAUACGCAAAAAUUACAGUAUAA